AUGAUCGUCUUCUGCGCCCUCGAUUCAUGGGGCAGCAAUGCCCGGGGUAAGACUCCCAUGACCGAUCUGUUCUUUCGGGUGCUUCUUGCGAGCGAUCCAGGCAUAUGGGCUGACCACAAUGUCGAACGACGAAUAGGCCGGCCUUGCACAUCGCACAACCUGCUCGCCGAGUCGCACCCGCCAUAUGCGGUUGACCCCUUGGCUGCGCCGGUACCCAACGCCUAA
Messenger RNA from Colletotrichum higginsianum IMI 349063, 225 nucleotides. RefSeq lists its product as uncharacterized. The transcript has a single exon. The record is from RefSeq and is a predicted model, not a curated record. Lineage: Eukaryota; Fungi; Ascomycota; Sordariomycetes; Glomerellales; Glomerellaceae. Bases 1 to 225 code for a protein of 74 amino acids.